GUUUGUCCACCUUAUAGGUUCUUUUUUAUAUGAGACAAGUCUAGAUCUUUGUAACCAGCGGUGAGAUGCGGUGAAAAUGACUACAAGUACACUUUCCCAACUCUCACGAUCUCCAUUAUUAUCCCAAACUGAUCAGUAAUACCCAUACCCAGUUACAUCACACUAACCUCUGCACUUCAUGAAAUCCCAUCCUCACUUCAGAGUCAUGCUAUAUAUAUUGAAGCCUUUCCCUCUCAGCUUCAAUCUCUCUCUCUCUCUCUCUCUCUCAAGUCCAUAGUCUCAUCUCCAUGAUAUGGUAGGAAGCAUGAAAUUGUCUCUUCCUGCAACCUUACAAAAAUUUCUUCACCACAACAGGAAAGAGAGGCAGUACUACUGGGACAUGAAAUUUUUGCUAUGCUCACUUGGUUUCUCAUCCUUUUUUAUUUUCUUCAUUCUCUACUCUCCAAACCCUUUUAGGUUAAGACCCAAACCCCAACAAGAUCUCCGCCAUCAAACCACCAACAUCUCCAUCAUACCUAAGGACCAGGGUAGUGAUCACGAGGAUCAUCAUCAGUACUGUGACUUGUUCAAGGGACGAUGGAUCAAGGACAUGGAUGGACCACUUUAUACGAAUUGGAGUUGCAGGACAUUACCAGACACCAAGAACUGUGGGAAGCAUGGGAGGGAGGAUGUUGAUUUCAUGAAAUGGAGAUGGAAACCCGACGGUUGUGACCUCCCAAGGUUUGACCCAAAGACCUUCCUUAGAAUUGUUCAUGGCAAAAAGCUUGCUUUCAUUGGUGACUCCAUCGCUCGCAACCAAAUGGAAUCCCUUCUCUGUCUCCUCUCACAUGAGGAGACUCCAGUAGACAUUUACAAGGACUCCAAAGACCGAUCACGGACAUGGUACUUCCCCUCACACGAUUUCACUCUUCUGGUUUUCUGGUCCAAAUUCUUGGUGGUCGGAGAAGAGAGAGUAAUCAAUGGGUCUCUCUCUGGGGUGUUCGACUUGCAGCUUGACAGGAUUGACCACAACUGGGCCAGUAAACUUCCAAUGGUGGACUAUGCCAUCCUAUCUGAUGCUCACUGGUUCUUCCGGAAGAAUUAUAUAUACGAAGGUGGCAACCUUAUUGGUUGCGUGUUCUGCAACGAAGCAAACCUUACCAAACACGAGUUGGGUUUUCUACUCCGCAGGGUGGUGCGUACAGUACUGCAACACAUCAACGAUUGUAAGGACUGUAAGGGUUUACUUGCCUUGGUAAGAACUUUCUCGCCAUCCCAUUUUGAGAAUGGAACUUGGAAUAAUGGGGGAAACUGCAAUAGAACAAGCCCUUUCAGUGAUGAAGAAGCAAACUUGAAAGGCACUGACUGGGAACUCUGGAACGUCCAAGUAGAAGAAGUUGAGAGAGCAAAGGUAGAAGGGGUGAAGAAAGGAAAGAAGUUUGGAGCUUUGGAUGUGACGAGAGCCAUGUUGAUGAGACCUGAUGGACAUCCAGGGGCUCACUGGAACAACAAAGGAAUGGAGGGUUUCAAUGAUUGUGUUCAUUGGUGCUUGCCUGGACCAAUUGAUACAUGGAAUGAUCUGUUGAUGGCUGUGCUGAGCAGGGAGAAUGGUGGGUCUAUACUAAAUUAAUACCUAUACAGUACAUUUAUACAUAUUGUGACAAAUUCUAAUUCAUUUACCGAUGAAAUAAAAUUGUGGGUCAGAGUCGUCAAGACUGCAUGUAACUAGUUAAUUUAAUCAAUAAGCAUUACUCUUCUUUCUCUCUC
Macadamia integrifolia is the source of this 1746-nucleotide messenger RNA. RefSeq names its product protein ALTERED XYLOGLUCAN 4-like. The transcript is spliced from 3 exons. Lineage: Eukaryota; Viridiplantae; Streptophyta; Magnoliopsida; Proteales; Proteaceae. Gene Ontology annotation, molecular function: O-acetyltransferase activity. Gene Ontology annotation, cellular component: Golgi apparatus. The coding region runs from base 293 to 1609 and encodes 438 amino acids. The record is from RefSeq and is a predicted model, not a curated record.